GGGCAGCCCCUGGCCCCCCUGAGCUCCAAGCGCCUCUCCGCCGCCUCCUCCCUCAAGCCCGGCGGCCUGGGGGGCACCGCCGUCGCCGCCUCCCCCCGGCGGGUGAUCGUCCAGGCCUCCACCAGCGAGCUGCUCAAGUGCCUGGGGGAGUUCCUCUGCCGGCGCUGCUACCGCCUCAAGCACCUGUCGCCCACCGAGCCCAUCCUCUGGCUGCGCAGCGUGGACCGCUCCCUGCUCCUGCAGGGCUGGCAGGACCAGGCCUUCGUCACCCCCGCCAACGUGGUCUUCGUCUACCUGCUGUGCCGCGAGGUGGUCGACGGGGACCUGGUGGCCAGCGAGCACGAGCUCCAGGCCGCCCUCCUCACCUGCCUCUACCUGUCCUACUCCUACAUGGGCAACGAG
Molecule: messenger RNA, 402 nt
Organism: Gekko japonicus
Lineage: Eukaryota; Metazoa; Chordata; Lepidosauria; Squamata; Gekkonidae
Product: cyclin-dependent kinase 5 activator 1-like
Exons: 1
Biological process (GO): brain development; activation of protein kinase activity; positive regulation of cyclin-dependent protein serine/threonine kinase activity
Cellular component (GO): protein kinase 5 complex; cytoplasm
Molecular function (GO): protein kinase binding; cyclin-dependent protein serine/threonine kinase activator activity
Source: RefSeq, a predicted model, not a curated record